Messenger RNA from Fonsecaea multimorphosa CBS 102226, 495 nucleotides. RefSeq lists its product as uncharacterized. NCBI's taxonomy places the organism in Eukaryota, Fungi, Ascomycota, Eurotiomycetes, Chaetothyriales, Herpotrichiellaceae. The record is from RefSeq and is a predicted model, not a curated record. The transcript has a single exon. Bases 1 to 495 code for a protein of 164 amino acids.
AUGGGGUCCCGAGACAACUACACCUUCGCCAACCAAGCCUCCAUCCCGGCGCCCCUGGACAAACAGCUCCCAGCCUUCUUCCGCUCGUGGGACGAUCCGCAUUCCAAUAACGACUACCUGAACCUAUUCGCGCCCGAAGGCCAGCUGGUGUUUGGCUCGACCACGACGGGCCGCGAGGCCAUCCGCGCCUUUCGCGACGCCAUGAUCCACCCGAGCAACGGGCCCGUCGUCGACCUCGAGCACACCCUGGACAAGUGUUUCGUGCUGGCGGGCGGCAACCCCGAGGGCGGCACUGGGAAACAAGAAGUCAUUGUUAAUGGGUCGCUGUGGUACAAGUUGCGCAACGGCCGCAGGAUCGACGUCGACUUUGCUAGCUUGAUUAAGUUCACAGACCCAGGCAAGGGCGGCGACCUGGAGGCUGAGUUUUAUGAGGUGUAUUUGGACGCGCAUGAGUUGAUGACCGCCAUCAAGGAGAUGAAUGAGGAGGGGAAAUGA